CCUGUCCAGGGCCACCUUAAAAAGACACUUUGCUUCUCUUUUUGCCCGGCUGGUUUUUGGGAACCUCCUGACUCCUCUGCAAGGGAGGGGGAGCUGGGGCUGGGGGGGGGGGUCAGAGAAGACUGACCCUCCUGGCCUAGGCGGAGGACCAGCCGCAGACGGGCAUCCCCAUCUUCCCCACUGCACCUCUAGCCCUCGCUUCUCUUCACCUGCCCGAAGAUGCUCUGGGCGCCUGUGCUCUUGCAAGGAGUCUCCUUCGCUUGGGCGGCCAGCAAAGGUUCCCACUGGACCUAUGAAGGGGCCCACGGACAAGAGCGCUGGCAGGAGACGUACCCAGACUGUGGGUGGCAGGCGCAGUCCCCCAUCAACAUCCAGACGGAGUCGGUCCAGUAUGAGCCUUCCCUCCCUCCGGUGGAGCCCGAGGGAUACCGCAGCCCCGGAACCGAGAAACUGACCCUGAAAAACAACGGGCACACAGUGCAGCUGUCUCUGCCCCAGACGAUGCGCUUGCACGGCCUGCCCAGGGUCUACUCGGCUGUCCAGCUCCACUUCCACUGGGGUAGCCAGAGGCACACGGGGGGGUCGGAGCACCAGGUGGACGGCCGGGCCUUCCCCGCGGAGGUUCACAUUGUCCAUUUCAACUCGGAGAAGUACGCCAACCUGAGUGAGGCUAAAAACCAGGCCGAUGGGCUGGCCGUGCUGGGGAUCUUUCUGGAGGUUGGCGACUCCGAGAACCCCGCCUACAGCCACAUCCUUGACCACUUGAAAGACAUCAGGCAUGCAGAGCAGGAAAUCUCUCUCUCGCCUUUCAACAUCCGCGACCUCCUUCCGGCGCACCUGGGCCACUACUUCCGCUACAACGGCUCCUUGACCACCCCGCCCUGCUACCAGAGCGUGCUGUGGACCGUCUUCCACCUGCCUGCCCACAUCUCCGCUGCCCAGCUGGCGAAACUGCAGAAAUCUCUACACUCCACCAAAGAGGAGGAAACCCUGCAGUUGUCUCUCGUGGAUAACUUCCGGAGGCCACAAGACUUGAACCACCGCCCGGUCCUCUCUUCCUUCCCGGCAGCUCCUUCCGGAUAUUCUGCAGGGAAGAUCGUGGCCAUCAUUUUCGGGGUGUUCUUGGGCUGCCUCAGCCUCUUCCUUGCCGGCUGGAUCGCAGCAAAAAGAAUACGGGAGAAGACCCGGCAGGACCAGAAGGGCGUCGUCUUCAAAUCCUCAUCCCCGCGGCCCGUCACGGAUUGAGACCUCGGCUUCCCUCACCUCCGCGCGAGAAUCGUACAGACUUUCCGGCUGGGGUGGCCCAGGGAGCUGGAACUGCACCCAGCGAGGCAAAGCCGAUCUCUGCUGCCAGCUCUCCCUCCUUCCUUUCUUCGCAAAGAGGCAGACAACUUGGCUGGGGAGGGGGGUGGCAGCAAAGGCCCAGGGCGUGGGAGGAGCCGAACCCCAAAUGCUGCCUUGGGGGGGGGGGAAGAGACUGGUGGCUCCUUAGGCACAUCCCCCCCCCCCCCCCCUUCCCCUAAAAUGCAUGCUUGGGCUCCGUUCCCGGAAGGAUGCUACGAACCCGGUGGCCAUCUUGGGCCAGGUGCACAGCGAAGGUGGAGGAGAAGUCUGCCCGGUCGAAGUGGAACUCCAGCGUCUCCGCCAGCAUUGGCUACAACCAGCCCAGAGAAUUCUCAUUUCGUAAGCCUUGUAGUAUUCAGGUGGCCUUUCCCACACCAGGAAUUCUACAAUAA
Messenger RNA from Gekko japonicus, 1736 nucleotides. RefSeq names its product carbonic anhydrase XIV (gene CA14). Gene Ontology annotation, cellular component: plasma membrane. Gene Ontology annotation, molecular function: carbonate dehydratase activity; zinc ion binding. The coding region runs from base 220 to 1245 and encodes 341 amino acids. The transcript has 11 exons. The record is from RefSeq and is a predicted model, not a curated record. Lineage: Eukaryota; Metazoa; Chordata; Lepidosauria; Squamata; Gekkonidae.